Fusarium vanettenii 77-13-4 is the source of this 831-nucleotide messenger RNA. RefSeq lists its product as uncharacterized. The record is from RefSeq and is a predicted model, not a curated record. The coding region runs from base 1 to 831 and encodes 276 amino acids. The transcript has a single exon. NCBI's taxonomy places the organism in Eukaryota, Fungi, Ascomycota, Sordariomycetes, Hypocreales, Nectriaceae.
AUGUCCUUCACCAAGACAUAUUUCCUGUGUCCGACAUGCGAUUUCAUUUUUCCACCACCAACGGGCCCGCUAUGCCUUGGGUCUAUAAUCCGCUCCACGUCAGCACCGCAAUACCCUCUGAACAGAGCGAGUGUUGUUGCCGUGGCCAAUGCAUUCCCGCCUAUCGUGGAGACGGACUGGAAGAAGACUGUCUCGGCUGAAAAGGGGCUCGGACUAGGUGUCUACGCACAAUUCUUGCAGCUGGCCACCGGUGGACUGCCCCUUGGUCCCGAGGUCGAGGUCGAGCACUCGAACAAGAUGAAGAAUACCUUUGCCUUCGACACGAUGACGACUCUGUCUUUCGAGCCUACCCAAGAAUAUGUCGAGCAAGCUGUCAAGGCACCAGCCGUGCAGGCAUGGCUGCGGGAGCCCAGGCAAAAGUUUGCGCUCGUCAACACGCUCUUCCUCGUCACGGGCAUGAAGCUCGUCAAGGGCGCCAAGAUCAAGUACUCGACUUCGCAGAGCACGACGGUCAAGGGGAAUCUCGGCAUCGACGUGACCGCGCUGGGCACGACCUUUGGCCCGAAGGGGCACUGGACCCGCGCCGACGAGGACGCGGUCGAGUCCACUCGCGAGGCGGAAUUUGUGUUUGCGUUCCGCGUCAAGAGGCUCAAGUUUGGGCGGAGAAUGAAGCUGGAAGAGUACAGUAAAGGCGCCUUUAUGGCCGUUGGUGGCAAGGCAGAUGAGGACGAGUGUGUCUUGGUUGAGGACGUGGAUGGAGCUGGUAUUGAGACGGCUGAGGCUGUUCCCGAUGAGACCGAGAAUGGAAACGUCUAUUGCGUUCCUGCUUGA